Diaporthe batatas is the source of this 1056-nucleotide messenger RNA. RefSeq lists its product as uncharacterized. The record is from RefSeq and is a predicted model, not a curated record. The transcript has 3 exons. The coding region runs from base 317 to 844 and encodes 175 amino acids. Lineage: Eukaryota; Fungi; Ascomycota; Sordariomycetes; Diaporthales; Diaporthaceae.
GGCCGAGUCGGUCGCUGUCCUCUACAGUUACUUCAUAUUCCCCACCCCAUCUGGACAGCUGCAUGUAAUGGUGUUUCGAACGAUACGAGUGUCCUAGCAUCCUUGGGAUUGCCACCCAAUACAAAAGCCAUGUCUGUCGCGAUCCGACGAAAAUAAUGUGCCGAAACCGAAGCCACCAUUGUGCCACCUGAAGAUUCGAUUCGUGUCGCAUGAGACUUGGCUUGGCCAACGCAAGGAUCAAACCUUCUGGAAUCUGCGUUCCCAGCCAGCUCUUGCUCCGUCCACUUUCUCUCCGGCUCUGCCUCCUCGCCCAGACAUGCGACAGCUCAGGAUGAACAAGUUGAUCGCCUUAUUGGCGGCGGUGAUGUCGCUCACUGCAUACGUAUCUGCCCAGAACUUCCAGCACUCGUGCUACAACUACUAUCUUGACAACGGUGUCGCAGACGGGACCAAUGAGCUUUACCUCGAAGGCUUCUGCUCCGGGGGCGCCGACGAGGAGGGUAAGGAGCGAACGCGCAUCUGCACCAGGCUGAAGCUCGACGACUGCUACAAGAACGUCAACGGCAUACUCAAGGCGUGGGAAGCCGGCGAGGAGCCAUCGGAUAACCUGAGCUCGACGUGCGAAAUCGACAGCUGCGCCUUCAUGAAGGAUGCCUGGGACGGGCCUCUGAUGACGUGCCUGUGCAGGAAUGACAAUGGGCACUUUGUCGAUACGACGAUCAACCUGAACUCAGAGAUAGGAAACGUGGGGGGCAUACUGCAGUGUGGUGACCAGUAUGGAAGUCCGACCUGUCCUGAAUGGGGCCCUGACUCCAUAACGUUCUUGCCCGAGGAAGACCUAUGACAGCUGUGACACCUUUUCAUACUUAGGUAGCAAGUCAUGAUAAGAAAUCAAGACAGCUUUGUUGCGUACUUUGCUAAGUAUGGCAGGAUAAUGGAUUUGUAGUCUCAGUUUACCUCCAGAUGUCUAGGCUGCGCUGCGGCUGGUGUCUUGUGACUCUCAAUGCCGUUGUUCUGUACUUGUGACUAGAGUCCGGUGGCUGAGAAGCUGUGCAC